GGCGCUAACAGUCUAAACUGAUUGCUAUCCGGAUCUCGCAGGAAGGCAACGACCUUUUUCCCUUCUUCUACCACCCUUCUUUCACAAUCCUUUGUUCCUUUAAAAAGAAAAUCGUCGAACAGAAAGCGGAAAAUUAUAGGACUACGAGAAGUUGUCGGUUGGAAACUAUUUGAAAUCAGGUGUCUUUUUCGGCUGAAUUAAAAAUUCAGACCAGGUAGUGGUCGAGGACAAAAGUGUGUGUAACUAUGUGCUAGUGAGAAUCGACAAGAAGAUAUAAACAAGGCACAAUAAAAGAAAAUACGAAUCGCUAUGACCAACAGCAUGAAGCAAACUGUUAUCAAAAAUCCGACAUGGUGGAAGAGACGGUCCGGUUUGGAACGCGGGUUAACGGUGAUAGCCGUUUCCGGGUUUCUCUUGUGCAUCGCUUUGGCCGUGGCGCUCGGAAUUUUGGCGUCCAACACGACAUGCAACACUACAUCCAUACCAGAUCCUGUUAAUACAGAGAUGCUACCGUCCACAGCCGAAGCGUUAAGCGGAUCGGAAACAUCGAGCAGCGUCCAUAUCAUACAGAAAAGCUCGGAAUGCGACAAUAUAUGCUUAACAACUGGAUGCGUUAACACAGCCUCACAGGUACUGAAAAAUAUGGAUCGCAACGUGGAGCCGUGCGAUGACUUUUACAAGUUCACCUGCGGCGGUUUUCUUGAUUCCACCAUCAUUCCUGAUGACAAAACCAGCGUAAAUACGUUCUCCAUCAUCGCCGACGAUCUCUUGGAACAAUUACGGACUAGCAUCGAGGAGGAAAGUCCUCCAAACGAACCGAGACCAUUUAGACUUGCCAAAGACUUCUAUAAGGCUUGCAUGAACAAAACCGCUAUCGAGGAGCGAGGCUUGCGUCCGUUAUUGGACAAUCUCAGAAAACUUGGUGGCUGGCCAGUUUUAGAUGCCGAGCGAUGGAAUGAGGGUGACUUCACUUGGAAAGAUGCCGUCUACAGAUUUCGCAAAUUGGGCUAUUCCGUUGACUACUUCAUCGAUUUCGGCGUCAGUGUCGACUUGAAGAACAACUCAAGACGCCUGAUCGACCUUGAUCAAGCAGCUCUUGGUUUGUCGCGUGAAUAUUUAUCGAAAGGCUUCGACGAGAAAAUCGUUCAAGCAUAUUACAAAUACAUGGUGGACAUUGCUGUGAUCCUUGGAGCUAAUCCGGAUCGAGCCCAAAAGGAAUUGAAGGAGUCGCUCGAAUUCGAAAUCAAGCUCGCUAAUAUCUCGCUACCUAAUGAAAAACGACGCAACGUAACUCUGCUCUAUAACCCUAUGACUGUGAACGAGCUGUCCGCGGCUUAUCCUAGCAUACCAUGGUGGGAAUACUUCAACACAAUCCUUGCGCCACAAGCGAAACUAAGUCGGGACGAGAUAGUUAUCGUGAACGUGCCCAGCUAUGUAAAAAGCUUUGAACAGCUGAUCAGCCAGACACCCAAGAGGAUACAGGCGAAUUAUAUGUUUUGGAGGGCGGCCGCCGCGUCGGUCAGCUAUUUAACGGACGAUAUCCGAAAAAGGCAGCUGAAGUAUACGCUAGAAUUAAACGGCAAGACAGAGAGGGAACCGAGAUGGAAAGAGUGCGUGGAAAUUGUUUCUGGCAGUAUGGCGAUCAGCGUCGGUUCGAUGUACGUGAGAAAGUACUUUAAGGAGGACGCGAAGAAGACCGCUCUCGAAAUGGUCGGCGACAUCAGAGAGGAAUUCACGAAGAUUCUGAAGAAGGUGGAUUGGAUGGAUGAGAAGACCAGAGCAAACGCCUUAGAAAAAGCAGCUGAUAUGACAUCACAUAUUGCUUAUCCAGAUGAGUUGCUGGACAAUAAAAAGCUUGACGAGUUUUACGACGGACUAGAAUUAAAUUCUGCUGAUUAUUUAGGAAGCAUUUUAAAUCUGACUAUCUUCGGAACGAAUUUCUCAUUUGGUAGACUGAGAAAGCCGGUGAAUAAAACGGAAUGGAUUACUCAUGGAAGGCCGGCUAUUGUCAAUGCAUUCUACUCAUCGAUUGAGAAUAGUAUUCAAUUCCCCGCAGGUAUCUUGCAAGGCACAUUCUUCAGUAAUGAUCGGCCGCGAUACAUGAACUACGGCGCUAUCGGCUUUGUUAUUGGCCAUGAGAUUACCCACGGCUUCGACGAUCAAGGCAGACAGUUCAAUAAGGAAGGUAAUCUCGUAGAUUGGUGGGAGCCGGAGACAAAGGAGCACUAUCUCAAGAGAGCCGAAUGUAUAAUUUACCAGUAUGGAAAUUAUACUGUGAAGGACAUUGGAAUGAACGUGAAUGGAAUAAAUACUCAGGGUGAGAAUAUCGCCGAUAACGGCGGCAUAAAAGAGGCGUAUUACGCAUACAAGGAAUGGGUAAGACGAAACAAGCCGGAGCAGACGUUGCCGGGCUUGCCCUAUAGCCCGGAACAGAUGUUCUGGAUAAGCGCCGCCAACACUUGGUGCAGCAAAUACCGUCCGGAAGCGAUGAAGCUACGUAUCACGACGGGAUUCCACAGCCCCGGCGAAUUUCGCGUACGGGGACCAUUGUCGAACAUGGAGGAAUUCUCGCACGACUUUAAUUGCCCGAUCGGAUCUAAGAUGAAUCCCAAGAAGAAGUGCGCCGUAUGGUAGAUCUCAAAGGUGUCAGCAAGAAACGGUUGGCUCCGUUAUAACGUUUCGCGAUCGUUUUUAACCCUAUAAGCUGUAAUUCCAAAUGCUUCCUGAAAACAAGCAAUUCGGUGGCUUUAUAAAUGAGAGAUGUAUUUUCAAAUGUGCAUGACGUUCCCUUUCUCCAUUUUUCCUGUUUUUAAAGCCACGGUAAUAUUUAUUAUUUCGAUCCUCAAACGUUAAAUUGUAUCGUAUUCAUAAAAUAAUUAUUGGUUUUUUUUUUCAUUGUAAGAUUUUAGUGAAUUUAGAACUUUUACACCGUCGCUUUUAGGGUUAAUGAACGCAAAUGAAUCGUAUUUGAGAAUAUGGAAGUAAUCUGAUUUCUUCUAGCAUCCUACAAAACAUCUCAUCGUAACAGAGAAUAUUUUAUCAGCGAUAAUAUUUGAAGGCGAGAACUGAUAUUCCGCAAUAUCUAGCAUGAAACAUGCAAAAAUCUGUAAGAAAGCAUUGUUCAUGAAAUCCAUAAAGAUUGAUGCAAUGUACGUUUUUAAAUGCGCAGGAUAUAGAUAUUAUGAAUCGUUUUUGGUAAACAAUUUUUAUAAUAAGUAAGAAAUACGUGUCAUAUGCGCGUAUGUAAAUAGAGAAAAAAAUGGAAUAUAUGAUGGAUUUGAAAGUUAAUUAACUCUACUUGUAUGAAAUUAUAUUCGUCUAACUGUCUUUGAUGUAAUAAGAAAUAGGAUUUCUGUAUUACAACGAUAAUGUUAAAAAUUUGAAAUUCCAUAUGAUGGAAUAUAACUCGCCGAGCGAGAUUAAUUAAAUUAUCAAACAUA
Messenger RNA from Camponotus floridanus (Florida carpenter ant), 3440 nucleotides. It is a transcript of the gene Nep2, whose product is annotated as neprilysin-2. The coding region runs from base 310 to 2634 and encodes 774 amino acids. The transcript is spliced from 10 exons. The record is from RefSeq and is a predicted model, not a curated record. Gene Ontology annotation, biological process: protein processing. Gene Ontology annotation, cellular component: plasma membrane. Gene Ontology annotation, molecular function: metalloendopeptidase activity. Lineage: Eukaryota; Metazoa; Arthropoda; Insecta; Hymenoptera; Formicidae.